AUGGUUGCAGUCAUGGCAGGUUUGGCGCCCGAAGGUUCUCAGUUUGAUGCUCGUCAAUAUGAUUCCAAAAUGAAUGAUUUGCUUUCAUCUGAUGGGCAAGAUUUUUUCACUUCUUAUGAUGAGGUUUAUGAUAGUUUUGAUGCAAUGGGCUUACAAGAAAACCUAUUGAGGGGCAUUUAUGCAUAUGGAUUCGAAAAACCAUCCGCGAUUCAGCAACGAGGAAUCGUUCCCUUCACGAAGGGCCUGGACGUAAUUCAACAAGCUCAGUCUGGAACCGGGAAGACCGCGACUUUUUGCUCAGGUAUCCUUCAACAACUCGAUUAUAACACCGUCGAAUGCCAAGCGUUGGUUUUGGCACCUACUCGCGAGCUUGCACAACAGAUAGAGAAAGUUAUGCGAGCACUUGGUGAUUACCUUGGUGUAAAGGUGCACGCUUGCGUGGGUGGAACCAGUGUUCGUGAAGACCAACGCAUUCUUUCGGCUGGAGUUCACGUUGUUGUUGGUACUCCUGGACGUGUGUUUGACAUGCUGCGCAGGCAGUCUCUUCGUCCAGACUUCAUUCAGAUGUUCGUGCUGGAUGAGGCUGAUGAAAUGCUUUCAAGAGGGUUCAAAGAUCAGAUCUAUGAUAUAUUUCAGCUCCUCCCUGCAAAGAUUCAAGUCGGGGUAUUCUCCGCCACAAUGCCUCCCGAAGCAUUGGAGAUCACACGGAAAUUUAUGAACCGACCUGUAAGGAUUCUUGUCAAGCGUGAUGAACUCACUCUCGAAGGAAUCAAACAAUUCUACGUCAAUGUAGAAAAAGAGGAAUGGAAGCUCGAAACCCUUUGUGAUCUCUACGAGACUCUAGCCAUCACGCAAAGCGUCAUAUUCGUGAACACACGUCGCAAGGUUGAUUGGUUAACCGACAAGAUGCGGAGCCGAGAUCACACGGUCUCGGCGACUCACGGAGACAUGGAUCAAAACACGAGAGAUAUCAUCAUGCGCGAAUUUCGAUCCGGAUCUUCGCGGGUUCUCAUCACCACCGAUCUCUUGGCUCGUGGGAUUGAUGUACAACAAGUUUCGCUUGUGAUCAACUAUGAUCUCCCGACCCAACCCGAGAACUAUCUGCACCGGAUCGGGCGGAGCGGGCGGUUCGGGAGGAAAGGUGUUGCAAUCAAUUUUGUGACUAGGGAUGAUGAAAGGAUGCUUUUUGAUAUUCAAAAGUUUUACAAUGUGGUUGUUGAGGAGCUGCCAUCAAAUGUUGCUGAUCUUCUUUAG
Cynara cardunculus var. scolymus (artichoke) is the source of this 1254-nucleotide messenger RNA. Its product is annotated as eukaryotic initiation factor 4A-8-like. The record is from RefSeq and is a predicted model, not a curated record. Gene Ontology annotation, biological process: cytoplasmic translational initiation. Bases 1 to 1254 code for a protein of 417 amino acids. Lineage: Eukaryota; Viridiplantae; Streptophyta; Magnoliopsida; Asterales; Asteraceae. Gene Ontology annotation, molecular function: RNA helicase activity; translation initiation factor activity; ATP binding. Gene Ontology annotation, cellular component: cytoplasmic stress granule. The transcript is spliced from 4 exons.